Molecule: messenger RNA, 1404 nt
Organism: Alternaria viburni
Lineage: Eukaryota; Fungi; Ascomycota; Dothideomycetes; Pleosporales; Pleosporaceae
Exons: 2
Coding region: 1-1404 (467 amino acids)
Biological process (GO): regulation of Ras protein signal transduction; regulation of proteolysis
Molecular function (GO): phospholipid binding; peptidase inhibitor activity
Source: RefSeq, a predicted model, not a curated record
AUGGGUAAUACCAAGCUUCAAGUCGAUAUCUAUAUUGCCCCCGUUAUCCCAGCUACAACCGGCUUUCCUGAUUACGAAAGGGCAGCUUGGUCACCCAUCAGCUGUGUACUUGUCCACGGACCCGAGUCAGCCGCCCUCAUCGAUACUCCCAUCACGGUUCAGCAAGGCGAGGAGAUCGCCAGAUGGAUUCGCGAGACAGCUCCGAACAAGAAGCUCAAAUAUGUUUAUACCACCCACGCACAUCCCGAUCACUUCGCGGCUGUGCCAGUACUACAAGAACACUUUCCGGGCCUUGAAUUCGUCGCCACGCAAAACGUUGUAGCUGGAAUCCAAGAAUUGUACAACACGACCUUCGACCAUGUCUGGCCAAAUCUUUUUCCGGAUCAGAUACAUCAAGCCAGGCCGAUACCGAAGGCUCUCCCUGCCUCAGGCGAAUUCUUCAUCGACGGCGAGAAGCUGCAUGGCGUCGAAGUCGGACACACGGACAAUGAGUUCUCCAGCUUUCUCCACGUCCCUGCAGUCGACCUUGUUGUUACGGGCGACAUUGUGUACGGCGACUGUCAUCAGCAUUUUGGCGAGGCCAACACGCCAGAUAAACGUAAGGAGUGGCUGGAUGCUAUCGAUCUCAUUGAGGCAAAGAAUCCGCAUAUUGUUGUUGCAGGACAUAAGAGAGCUUCACAGGCAGAUGCGCCAUAUUUGAUCCAGUCGACUAGGGAGUACAUUUAUACAUUUGAAAAGGAGUUGGCCAGGACAACAAGUGCUGAGGCAUUGUAUGACAGGAUGAAGGAGUUGUAUCCUCAGAGUACCAAGAUGGCCGCCAAUGCUCUCGUCGAAUCGCUGAAAAGCGCCAACCUACUUCCUUCCGCCAUUAUCCCCGAAUCUUUCACCCCAGCCCUGGAUCUUAGCGUCAAGUUCUCCUCUGGACUUACUCCAAAACAUGGAGGUCUCGCUCGUGUGAGCCAGGUCAAAGAGCAACCUAUCAUCUCCAUCUCGUCUCCACCGACGUCUUCCGCCGCAAGCUACACAUUCAUGAUGAUCGAUCCAGAUGCGCCUACACCAGACGACCCAAAGUUUGGCUACUGGCGCCACUGGGUUGUGACUUCCAUUCCAUCUCCAUCAGCGACCACCUCUCCAGAAGACAUCACCGCGAGAGGAAAGACGAUCACGCAGUACCUGGCACCUGGACCGAAGGAUGAGAGCGGGCCACAUCGGUACCUCUUUCUUCUAUUUGAGGAGAAGGCAGGCGAGACUGUAGAGAAGGCGGAUGUUGGAGGAGAUGAGUUUGUUGAGAGGAGAAGUUUUAGAGCAGAGCAGUUGGCCGAGAAGAAGGGAUUGAAGUUGGUUGGGGUCCAAUGGAUGCGAGGAGUGGGCGAUGGGUGGAAGGAAGAAAAGGAUGAGCUAUAG